Messenger RNA from Brassica napus (rape), 879 nucleotides. Its product is annotated as high mobility group B protein 10-like. The record is from RefSeq and is a predicted model, not a curated record. The transcript is spliced from 4 exons. Bases 138 to 671 code for a protein of 177 amino acids. NCBI's taxonomy places the organism in Eukaryota, Viridiplantae, Streptophyta, Magnoliopsida, Brassicales, Brassicaceae.
CAGAAACGCAAACGUAGUUGUUACGCAAGCUAACAUUCGGACCUUAUGUUUUCUCCUUAGGUGUUAAGGAACUGAUUUAUUAUAAAGAUAAUAAGGUCCUCACAAACUCUCCAUUCACCAAGACAGCAAAAAAAAAGAUGUCAACAGUUUCACCCUCCUCGCAACUGGUUCAGGUGGUUCCAGACAACCACAACAACACUGACGACUCCUCUGCGGAGGUCAACUACGAAGAUCUUGUCCAGGAAGCAAUGGAGAGCUUGUCCCUCGAGGAAGGCACUGUUGAACUGCAGAUUGGGGAUGUGGGAGACGGAGUCAUUGAUGGGACGACGUCCGAAGGUGGAUACCUGGUGACGAUGAAAUUCGGUUCUCAAGUGCUGAAAGGAGUGCUUUACCAUCAUGCUAAAAGGCCCCAACAAGCCAUGGGAACACCACCUUCAGGCAUGCCACCAGCAUCACAGCGCCGAGCUAAGAAGAAAGCCAGAGAGACUACUCAAGUUGAUUCUAAGAAACCCAAAUUCCGCAGGAGUGGCUACAAACCUAAGAAACAGGUUUAUCAAGACAAAGGAGUUACGGAUGGGGAGAGGUACAGAACUGAGAUCAUGCUGGAGUACGAGUCUGCACAUGAGUCUGAUGGAGCUUCUGCUUCUGCAGCAGCCACCAUGGCUCAGUAGUCUUUUAUUUCUUCUGUUAUGUUGUUGUCUUCUUCUUUCUUUAUUACAUUUCUCUUUCUUCUUUCUUUCUCUGGACAAGUUCUCUUUCUUUUAUAAUGAAUAUUUAUAAUGUCUUUGAUCAGUUUGCAGAACAUGUCAUGUUUAUGGUUGUAGGGUUAGUAAAAGAGGUUACUAACUGCGCAUUUAUGUCUUUCUUGCUAUUUUGAUU